UGUAGGAAGGGACUCGUCUUCUUUUCUACUCACUCUCUUCAAGAUAUCAAGUCAUUAAACUUCAGCCCGAUAAGUCACAGUGGUUUUGGCAUCCCCAAGACUCACCAGGCAAGCAAGUCCUCCAUCACCGCAGGGAUAUCGACAGACUUGAGGUUGUGGACUCACAUGGGCAAGAUGGAUGGGCGAUAAGUAAGACAUCAACUUCAGAGGUAAGGUACACGUUGAUUUCGUAAUGACAAGCUGCUGUGCAGAAGAUGUCCACGCUGUCUGUGACUGAUAUCCCAGAUGUUGGUCAUGAUGAGAGUAAGGUGUUUGAUGGGGCCUCUGAGCUGCAGCUGGACUGCAUGGUUGAGGAGAGCAGUGGAAGCGCCACAGUGAAGCACGGCGGCCUCCUGUCGCUCGCUGACCUCUCCCAGCCGGACGACUUCCACGCCCCCCCCCACAAUGGCCCUUCACUGACCGAGAUGAGCAGCCCUCUGCCGGUAGAGCCGAACGACAUCAAGCUGGAUCCAGCUGCAGGUGACACAUCUGCCAGCAUAGAUGGUCAGCCGGUGAAGAGAAAGAAGGGGCCCGCCCCGAAGAUGCUGGGCAACGAGGUGUGCAGUGUAUGUGGCGACAAGGCCUCUGGUUUCCACUACAACGUGUUGAGCUGUGAGGGCUGCAAGGGCUUCUUCCGCCGCAGCGUCAUUAAAAGUGCCCAGUACUCCUGCAAGAACAACGGCCGCUGCGAGAUGGACAUGUACAUGCGGCGAAAGUGCCAGCAGUGCCGCCUGCGCAAGUGUCGGGAGGCGGGCAUGCUGGAGCAGUGCGUUCUCUCUGAGGAACAAAUCAGACUAAAGAAGAUGAAGAAGCAGCAGGAGGAGGAAACGGCCCGCACGUCCACAGUGGUCACCCCCACGCCUCCGCAGGAAGUGGCCACGCUGGACCCACAGCAGCAGGAGAUGAUUGAGAAGCUGGUGGCCAUGCAGAAACAAUGCAACAAGAGAUCGUUCCUCGACCGACCAAAAGUGACGCCGUGGCCACAGAGUCAGGACUUGCAGAACCGAGAGGUGCGUCAGCAGCGGUUCGCCCACUUCACUGAGCUAGCGAUCAUGUCGGUGCAGGAGAUUGUGGAUUUUGCGAAGCAGCUUCCUGGUUUCCUGGAGCUCACGAGGGAAGAUCAGAUCGCUCUACUGAAGACGUCGACCAUCGAGAUCAUGCUGCUGGAGACGUCCCGGCGCUACAACCCUGCUAUUGAUAGCAUCACAUUUCUGAAGGAUUUCAGCUACAAUAAGGAGGAUUUCGCCAAAGCAGGGCUUCAGUUUGAGUUCAUUAACCCCAUCUUUGAGUUUUCAAAAGGAAUGAAUGACCUGCAUCUGGACGAGGCCGAAUAUGCUCUGCUCAUUGCCAUCAACAUCUUCUCCGCAGAUCGGCCGAAUGUGCAGGAUCACGAUCUGGUGGAGAGGCUGCAGCAGCCCUAUGUGGACGCACUGCGCUCUUACAUCAUGAUAAAGAGACCAAAUGAUCACCUGAUGUUCCCCCGGAUGCUGAUGAAGCUGGUGAGCCUUCGUACACUAAGCAGCGUCCACUCGGAGCAGGUCUUCGCCCUCCGCCUCCAGGACAAGAAGCUCCCGCCGCUGCUCUCUGAAAUCUGGGACGUCAACGAGUGACUGCGAACCUGAUGUCUCGCCCCCUGUGGCUUUGUAAAGUCGGAGACGGACACGGCGUCCAGCAGGAACACUGACUCCUCUCUGCCCGUCUGGUCGGGGAUCGGUUAAAGCGUUGAGAUUUUAUUUUCUUGUGGGAGGAGAGUGUCGUUGCCCUUUGCUCUCAGACAGACUGCUAAAUGGUUUUCGUGUUCAUACGGAGAAACGUGAACACCUAGUUUUCUUUGAGCCUUUUGUUCUUCCUUUUUUGUGUAGAUGCUGACAUGAUUGUGGCGAUAUUAAAUACCAGCAUCAGGCUCUUUAGCCAGUUAUCUCUGAUUUAAUAUUUGUUGAAAGUUCUGUCAAUCUCUAGUGCGGUUCUUUUCUCUUUCUCUAACAAUUAUCAGAAGGUUCUGAGCAGGUCUGAGCUGUGGUCGUCUCACAGCUGAACAUUCAGUUGAAAUAGUGAUUUUUUUUAAUUUUAUUUUUGCCGUCGUGCAAUAGGUGGAAAUGGAUACAGAGUUGUGCAUGAGCAGAUCCACGUCUGCUACUCACUUUAUUGACGUUAGGGUGAAAUGAUAGGCCAUCGGGAUGGUAUUGUGAAUUGUUAAAUGGCAAGAAAUAAUUUGUGUUCCUUUUGAAAGUAAAUCGAAAUCGAAAGGUUGGUGUAGUCGCUCAGGUAAAGUAAUGUGAAGUAGACCUCUGGGAAAUUGGAGGCUUCUAUAAUUUCUAUUAAGUUAGUUUUCUUCCAAGUGCAUAAGGGACCCUUUUGGUCAUUUAUAGAUGCCCAUAAACUUUCAUGUAAAUUGUAUAUUUAUUUUCACUGGAAAAAAUGUAGAGAGCAUCCACGGGAUUGUACAAUCACAUACUAACGCACAAGAAAGUAAAACUCUGCGGGUGACUGGCAGACUGCCCUCAUUUACAGGAAAUGUGGUGAUGUGACUAAAUUCUUUUUUUCUCUUCUUUUCUACACAGAGCACUGGUACCUUGAAAUAGGUGGUCCGUAAAGUCUCUUUAAACUCUAUGUAAAGAUGAACUGUCGGUUAAAAAAGGAAGUCAAUCAAUCGACCAUCUGUGUGACCCUCUUUUCAGAUGAAUGAAAACCCAUACUCACAAAGUUGUGAUCAUAAAUCAAAACAGAAACGGAUACAAAACGGUUAUUUUCAUAUUUUGAUUUGUGAUUUUUAUCAUUGGCUUUUUUUUUUAAAGGUGUGAGAAAUGUGUAAGCAACAUAUAGUUUGAACAGAAUACAGAGAAUUUCGGCCUUUUAUUUUUGAUAAAACUGAACAUACAGUGGAAAAACAUCUUGAUCUAAACAUCUGCCAUAGUCUGAGUAUCGUCCUUGACUCGGCACAAACAGCUUUAACUGGUCAGAUGUUGGAAAGCCUAAAUGAACAGGGAGCAGAGAGCAACAGGAAAUGAGUAAAAACAUUUAACAUUUUAAACGUUAUAGCUACAGAGAUCUAGAUGUUUAUAUCCGUGCUGUGUUUUUCAUACAUUCUCCUCAACUUGAAAUGCUGCAUAAUGGUUGAUAAAGGAAUGUCAAUAUAAAUUCACAAUCGUGAAGUUUGUUUUCUCGCUUCGUGCUCGCGUCGGCGUUGAAAAGGGCUGAGAGCAAAACAAGGUCGUCGCAGCCCGUUUUUCAAAUGGCAGAAAAUUCCUCAGCUGUCUGUUUAGCCAUUUCCAGAUGUCACCAUUAGACUUGAAUGCUCUGUCCCAACUCUUCACCUGCCAGUUAAAAUCACAUUAUUGUUAAGUUUUUUUUUUGUUUGUUGUUUUUUUUUUUUUACCAUUUUCAGCUAAAGCUUCUUGUGGUUUUUGAUUAAUGAAAUUGCAUUUAACAGCUACAGGUGUUACAGCUAAAACGGGACAUUGAUUCUUCACAUGAGCACAGAAAUACAAAUACACAGGACUCUCAGCAACACCGGCACACAGGUGUCCUCACAGGUACAACUGGCCGAAUAUUGAUUUGAUCUGAAUUAGAUAAUCUUGUCCAAAAGCACUUAGUGAUGUAUCGAAUGUGUUUUAAUAACUGAUCAUUUGAAUUUCAAUCUUUUGUUUUGUUUGUUUUUUUUUUGUUUUUACUUCAUCCACCAGCACAUAUCUGUUUCAUAAUGUUUAUUUCCCAGAUCGUCAGGUAAUGUUUAUUUUAUUUUAGAUAGGUCUUUUUCUCUGAAGACAUUUUGACUUGUUGCAGCAGCUUUUCCUUCUGUGACAUGUUCAAGUUUCUUAUGUGGGAAAAAAACAUUCUCAACAGGGAAUGCUACACAAAUACAAAUACACAUGACUCGUAGUAACUAUUUGCCAUUCAAUCCAUCUGUGAGAUCUAAGUUUGACCAUAAUCAUCAUCAUCAUCAUCAUCAUCAGCGUGGUGACUCUGAUUUUAAAGAUGUGCCUCGAUCACCGUAACAUAAAAGACUGGAAACGACUGCAAACAUUUUUUAUUGUAUCAAUAACGCUGGUGUUUUCUUCGACCUGCAGAAUCAUCACAGAAACAAUAGUGAGAGUAAGUUUUUCUUCCUCUCCUCCUACAGUUGGAAAAGACAGAGUUUAGCCACAGUUUAGUCAGUUUACACCCCAAUUAUACAAAACGACAACAGGAAGAGUUUCAUUUCUAUCUUUAGCUGUACUGUGUUGCACUGCUAAUUUGAACGUUGCCUGAAUUAAAUCUCAAACUUGAUUAUCAUUAAAUGUAAUGAAACUUUCCUGAGACGCAUGUUUUUCAUUCAAAGACAGAAGCCAAAUGUGUCCUGGCAUUUUCUGACCACGUAUUGUAUCGAGCCCUUUUGCCUUCCCUCUCAGAUUUUUGAUUUACUCUUUAUUGAUACUAUAAAAAUGGGAAUAUGUUUUUUUUUGUUUGUUUUUUUUUGUUAUUGACUUGCUUACACCACUCUAACCCUUUGGUUUUCUUUUUUGACAGAUGGAUCAACAUUUUAAAAAAGCAGAUAAAUAGCGUGCGGCGUUGUGAAACCGUAUCUGUGAUUUGUUCCAGUUGGCUUUGUGUCUGUUUCAAUGACGCGAGGUUUGUUUUUGGUUUCUGAUUUUGCUGUUUGCGACGGGUUAAUCUCCAACCAAACACUUUAAAACAUCACAUUUAAAAAUAACCUCUGUAAUAUGGGGGCGAAUUUUCCACCGUGCCCCAAUGAACCCCGCGUCAACUGACAGAUUUGACGAAACUGAAUUGUUCUUCUUACUCUGAUCAAAUUAGCAAAAAGCAUCAGUUGUUGGCUCUCAGAUCUUUGUUUCGUAGUGUACAUGUUAUGUUAAUGCUGUACGUAUCACAGUUAAUUAUCCUGUAUAUACUGUAAUUGAUGCCUCUGAUCUCAUUUAAUUUCUGUCCUCAAAGGGUGACACUGUAAACAUUGAUAUAUAGAAAUGCAAACCUAUUUUAAUACUUGUAACUCCGGGAGACCUUCUGUUUUGUAUGUACAGUAUAAAUUAAAGCUAUGCUGUAGUGCUAAUAUGUUUGGAAUUGA
Seriola dumerili (greater amberjack) is the source of this 5101-nucleotide messenger RNA. It is a transcript of the gene nr1h3, whose product is annotated as nuclear receptor subfamily 1 group H member 3. The record is from RefSeq and is a predicted model, not a curated record. Gene Ontology annotation, biological process: positive regulation of transcription by RNA polymerase II; negative regulation of transcription by RNA polymerase II; lipid metabolic process. Lineage: Eukaryota; Metazoa; Chordata; Actinopteri; Carangiformes; Carangidae. Bases 255 to 1649 code for a protein of 464 amino acids. The transcript is spliced from 10 exons. Gene Ontology annotation, molecular function: RNA polymerase II cis-regulatory region sequence-specific DNA binding; zinc ion binding; nuclear receptor activity.